AAUAUAUUUUUAUCACAAAUUGAAAAUAAAAUGAAUGCUUAUAAAGAUUAUAUACAGAAUUUGCGAAAUUUAACUAUGAAGGACGCGUGUCUUCUUUUCAAUACAGAUAUAACUCCAAAUCUAAAGCAGUAUGUUUAUUUGCUCGACAAUGUUAAAUUUGACGACGAAUCCCAUCACGUGUUCUACGGUGAAGUAAAGAAAAUUAUUACCAGCUUCUUGUAUUAUUAUACGGUGACAAUGGAUGAUAUAAUUAUAGAAACUGAUCAAUAUUCGCAUAUUACUGAUAGGAAUGAACUCCUAUGUUUGAUGGAUAAAACUAUAGCUGUACAUCAUAUCCACCAAAUAUCUUUCGGAAAAGAUUUUUUACCGGUCCAGUCGCCAUUCGAAAAGCAAACGUAUGACGAAAUACAAGUAAAGUACAAGAAAUUUACUGAAGAACUUUACUUGCUUAAAAAGAAUAUAGAAAAUCUAGAUAAAAAAGAAAAAAUAGAAAAUUUUGCUAUGAAACAUUUCAAAAUUGCUCUUAUAAAUACGAGUAAUGUUUUUAAGUAUACGCACAAUUAUAUUUCGUUGAUGUUAGCAGAUCGACUACGAGAUAUCCAAGUAAGCUUAGAGGAGAUAUUACUGCGUUUGCGCAAUAAUCUUCGGAGCUUGGAGAAUAAACGUAGUGAGAAAGUAAACCUGUUGCUGAACCAGCUCUAUGACAAGAAUAAGGAACAGCUACAAAUCACAAGACAGCAUAGGAAGUGCUCGAUAGAGUAUGCUGAAGUGAAUAGAGCUAUUAAUGUAAUACAUGAAAAGAUUGAAGAUUGUAAAUAUGACGUACCAAUAUCCAAAUUGCGUGAAGAGGUACAAUACUGGGAGGAGAGAGUAAAGGAAUUUCACAAAAUUGCCGACGGUCUAUGGAAACUGAACGCUGAACGAGCUGAACUGAUAAAACAGGAAGAAAUCUACAAAUCUAUGCAAACUACAGAGUUGCCCGGAUCGAAAUUGCAGUGUUGGGAAAAUAUGGGCGAGAAUUUCAAGGAAAAGAAGGAAGAAAUAAAACAGGCAAUAAACGACGCAGCUAAAACACUGAUAACCUUUUUUUGCGUUAAAGGUAGUGAUCGCAUCUUUUAUAUGGAUGACUUGGGACCUUACUAUUUGGAUGAGUAUAACCAUCAAGUUUACUUCUUCGAUUACGGCAUGAGCAUCUAUCACUUGAACUGCCAGGGAGAUUUUAAAGAAAUUUCUGAUAAAGAGAAAUACCGCUUCGACGAAAACGGACGUUACGUGGAAGACGAAAGUGGUCAGAAGGUAUAUCGCUGUGCUCCGUGCACAAGCACUUAUCGACUGUCCGAGGAUGGACUUCUGACUAAGGUGACGAAGGACUGCGGCCACUCCGAAAUGGUUAAUAAGAAGUGCCGGCUGAGGAUCAAGGACCCCACUGAUGUGGAAAUAUUGCCAACGCAGGAUAAUAUGAAUAUAAAGGGAAAAUUAGACCCAGAGGUGGUAGAAUACCUGUGGAACAGUUUGGGGCAUGUGUUGCCAGAUGCGUUGCACGACGUGGCUCGCGAUCACACCAGAAACCCCAUACAACACCUCGCUCACAAGCUGCUCCUUUAUAAAUACAAUCGGACACGUAUGGAACUACACGAGAAAAUGAAAGAAGCAAAAAAUUACCGCGCCAAUGUUUAUAAGGAACGGAAUGAGAAAGCAUCUAAAGCUAGUCAGGCAUGGAUGAGGAAGCAGGUGAAGCGACGGAAGCCAGAGGAAUCAGACGAUACUCAGGAUAGGUUCGUCUUCGAAGCUCAGAUGGCUGCUCAGGAUUUCAUCAACUAUCUCAAUUAUUUUAACAACUAAUGAACACAAUCAGAAGCCCAUUUUAAAAUAUAGGUGUAAAAUUUCUGGUUUGUUAUUAGACCUCCGGGUUUAGGGGUUUAGCACACCGCCUUACUACAGAUAGUCGUGGGUUCGAUUCCUCACACGGUACAAACAUUUGUAUUCAUGUAUAUGAUUGUUUGUGUCGGUCUGGAAGUUUUCUAUGUAUAUAAUAUAU
Molecule: messenger RNA, 2038 nt
Organism: Achroia grisella
Lineage: Eukaryota; Metazoa; Arthropoda; Insecta; Lepidoptera; Pyralidae
Exons: 9
Source: RefSeq, a predicted model, not a curated record